Molecule: messenger RNA, 1788 nt
Organism: Phragmites australis (common reed)
Lineage: Eukaryota; Viridiplantae; Streptophyta; Magnoliopsida; Poales; Poaceae
Exons: 3
Coding region: 1-1788 (595 amino acids)
Molecular function (GO): zinc ion binding
Source: RefSeq, a predicted model, not a curated record
AUGGUUGAUUGGGAUAUGCUACAAAUAGAGGAAAAACAAGAUGAGGAAGGAAGGAUACAAAUAAUCACCGAUGACCAAUUGUAUUUGUUGUUGGGAUUGAGGGAUGAGGAUGAAAAGGCAGAGGAAGCUAGACAGAAUGCAGCCAAAGCAAGUGCUGAAGGAGUCUCUGUUGUGGAUGGUACUCAUGGUGCAGCCAUACCCAUUGAUGAUGCUAUCCCAGAGGAGAGGGUGAUGGUGCAUGACAAGAAUAACCCUUGCAUGGAUCUUGGCUCUAAGUACCCUAACAUGAAGGAAUUUCGAUUGGCUAUGAGACAAUUUGCUAUGAACAAGGAAUUCGAAUUGGGAAUCGAGAAAACUGAUCCAAGUAGAUAUAGAGGGUACUGCAAAGGUGAUGGUUGCUGUUGGCGCAUUGUUGGCCGCGUGCAGUCUGACAACAAGACUAUUAUGGUUACUGUAGUGAUGGAUGGUCACACAUGUACAUCUAGUAGCCGCAGGAAGACUACUACACCUACAAGUGCCUGGGUUGCUGAUAAGGCUAUUCCAAUUCUUAGAAAGAGUCCCAAUAUGGGUGCCAAAGAGUUACAGAGCAGACUGCAGGAUGAUCACAAAUGCACCAUUGCAUAUGACACAGUGUGGAAGGGAAAAGAGAAAGCUUUGCAGGAGUUGUAUGGUAGUUGGGAAGAGAGUUUUCAACAAUUGUACAAUUGGAAGGUAGAGGUAUUGAAGAGGUCACCAAGUAGUGUGAUUGAGAUUGACACCAAGGAGGUUGAUGGCAGGGUUUAUUUUCAUAGGUUUUUUUGUGCUCUUGGCCCCUGCAUUGAGGGUUUCUUAGGAGGAUGUAGACCAUACCUGAGUAUAGACUCCACUGCAUUAAGUGGAAGGUGGAAUGGGCAUUUAGCUUCAGCAUGUGGUCUAGAUGGCCAUAAUUGGAUGUAUCCUCUUGCUUUUGGCUUCAUGGUCUCUGAAACAGAGGAUAAUUGGACUUGGUUUAUGAGGCAGUUGCAUAAGGCGAUAGGAGAUCUUCCACUGCUUGCUAUUUGUACAGAUGCUUGCAAAAGAUUAGAGAAUGCUGUGAAAGAGGUGUUCCCUCGUGUUGAACAAAGGGAGUGCUUCAGGCAUCUUAUGCAGAAUUUCAUCAAGAGAUUCAGUGGUGACACCUUUCAACAAAUGCACCAUUCAUUGCUGUGGAUGAGAUGUGCCUUCAACCCGGCUAUCAAGUGUGAUUAUGUCACCAACAAUUUAGCUAAGUGUUUCAACAACUGGAUCUCGGACAUAAAGGAUCUUCCUGUCACUGAGCUUGUUGACAAGUUGAGGGAGAUGAUAAUGAUUCUGUGGGAAAAGAGAAGAAGGAUUGGAGAAAGGUUGCAUGGCAAGAUACUACCAGCAAUCCUACAUCAACUGAAGGCAAGGACUAGAGGAUUAGGACACUUGACAGUUGUGAAAGCUGACAGUAAUGCUGCACAAGUGUGGGACAAUAGCAACAAGCAGGCUAGGCAUGUUGUAAAGUCACAUGAACAUGAGUGUACAUGUCUUGAGUGGCAGCACACCGGAAAGCCUUGUCAGCAUGCUUUGGCCUUCAUAACAACACAACAGGCUAGGAAUGUGAAGAUGGAGAACUUUGUUGAUGACUACUACUCGUUGGAAAAGUUCAAGGAAGUGUAUAAGAGAUUGAUAGAGCCACUUCCGGACAAGUCACAAUGGCCAAAUGUGGAGCUGCCAUUUGAAUUGGGUGCACCUCUUGCCAAAAGUUGGAAGACAAAGAAAAAAGAGGAUCAAAGGCUGCCUUGA